GCAAUUUCCCUCUCCCUCUCCCUCUCCCUCCCUCUUUAUUUCAAUCGAAUUCAGUGUAAACUACUUUCUUAUUCUCCAUCUCCAAAACAAUUCUCGUUUUGAUUCUUCGCUUUCUCAGUCUCUAAACUUUUAGAAGAAGAGUAAGCUAUGGCCGGGUCAUCGAAAUCAAUCCAACCGAAGCCAAGGAAGAGUGUGGAGGCCGAGACUGGAUCUGAGAGUGGCACUUCCUUGGUUCGAAGCAAGGACGGUAGUGCCUUCGCCCGCUGUGAUGAAUGCAACAAGGACGUGCCAGUGGCUCUUAUAAGCUUUCACAACUGUGGUAUGGAUGCUAAAAUCAAGAUGAACUUGGAGGCUCAAGUCAUAGAAAAGCCUGCUGAAGUUAAGAAGCCAACUGAGAGGAAGAAGCCCAGAUCGUCAGAGCCAAAAGCCAAAAAAGCUAAGUUGGAAAAUGGGAAGAAGCGCCCUCUCACUGCCUUCUUUAUCUUCAUGAAUGAUUUUAGGAAAACUUAUAAGGAAGCACAUCCAGAUUCUAAACUUGUUAAAGAGGUUGCAAAGCAAGGUGGUGAAAAGUGGAAGUCUAUGAGUGGUGAAGAGAAGAAGCCUUAUCUUGAUAAAGCUGCUGAGCUUAAGGCAGAGUAUGAGAAGGACUUGGAGAGUAACAGUGGUGAUGAAAUUGAUAACGAAAAUAAAAAUGAGGGUGAACAAGGUUCAGAUAAGGAAGUUGCAGAGGAGGUAGAAGACGAAGUGUCUCAUGAGGAGUAGAAUACUAUGGUUCUUGGAAUUUUGAUCUUUUUUAAGUUGAGACAACUCUCUGAUGGCUGCCCAUGGAGUAAUGUAAAUUUGGAUCUCCUUCUAUCUAUGUUAGGUCUCAAUCUAGAUGUUCAUGCUGUAUUGAUUUCUCUAGGUAACUAGUUAUUGUGCCAGUCAUCCAUUCAUAUGGCAUUCUUUGCACCUUUUAUGAAUGUUUUGAAUGCCUGUUAUGGAUUAAUACUGUCAGAAAGUAUUACUAGAAUGAUGGUGUAUGAUGGUACAAAUUUCUGAAGAAAAAUGUAGUCUUUUGUCAAUGAACAAAAACUGGGAUGAUGUUGGAGCUGUAAUUCUGAAUUAAGAAUUUAUAUUAUUCAAAAUGAAUUAUGAUAGAUUAAA
Tripterygium wilfordii is the source of this 1146-nucleotide messenger RNA. RefSeq names its product high mobility group B protein 7-like. The coding region runs from base 148 to 762 and encodes 204 amino acids. The record is from RefSeq and is a predicted model, not a curated record. Lineage: Eukaryota; Viridiplantae; Streptophyta; Magnoliopsida; Celastrales; Celastraceae. The transcript has 8 exons.